AUAGUUCAUCACACAUUUCUUUAUUUACAAAUUAUUUAUCGAUUUUACUUUGAAAAAACAAAUGGAUGUCCUCAUUGAAUGAUGAGAAGAUACACAGCUCACAGGUAACUGAAAGCUAUAGUGGACCUCAGUCAUAAUGUAUCAUCAUGACAUGACAUGGUAUUCAACAUGAUUGCAGUUUCAUUGUGUUGCGAACAGCAGGCUGAAGUAUUGUUUUCAUCUGGAAGUUUCUCUCAGUGGCCUGAUUUCGAGAUAAACAAACAGUCGACAGGAAGUGGUGUGUAGGUUGCGGCGGCGUACGUGGAUAUUCUUAAACUCGAUUGUUACAAUUCAAGGAGUCUAUGCUUACAGAGACACAAGGCUACACUUAAUUGUUUGAUAGACCGUAAAUAGAGUUUUUUUCUCCAAAUUAAUCCCAGACCUUCAAGUACUGAAGAUAGUGUAGAGUGGUCAAAUAGGAUCAGGGAUGUUGGAAUAAUUAGGGAAUAUUUAAUUAUUCAUCAUUAAGUGCCUUAAAUUAUUGAUUAGAGGGGAGGGGGACUUCUAGUCUUAAAGAAAAAUACAUGCUUACGUUUUUUAUAAAGUAUUUACUCUGAGCUGUAACUCGCUGUGGCUUAAAAAAAUACACACAAGCACACGCCUACCAAUUGUUGUCUACAAGGUGUUUUCAGUUCACUUGAACAUCCUGUACGACAAAGAAAAAAACGUCCUUUGUUCUCAAAAUAGGCCACUCCCCCUCCUUCCUCUGAGCUUCGGAGUGAUAGGCCGAACCGGAGACUGAACAAGCAUCAUAGCUGGCUGCUCAAAGUAUAAAGGAUUGGCCUAUACCUCAUCAGCGUUUAGCAGGUGAAUAUCUACACUGACAAGAACAGAAAGAGAGAGAGGGAAAGAUGCCCUUGUGGGUCACCUGGAUUCUGCUCCCACUCAUAGUACGAGCUCAGAGUGGGGAUGCGGAGGAAACGCAGAAAGAAGAUAUUAAAUUAUUCUGCACAUCCCACAUCGGUGUUAGAGAGAACAGCAUUUUAACAUGCAACCUGGUGGAUAGAAAGCGAUAUAUUGAAGAUGAUGAAGAUGAAGAGGACAGCAUAAAGAGCAUCACUGUUUGCAAAUCUUUUCCUCCAAGCUGUUGUAAGAAGAUGGGGAACAACAUGACAAUAACCUGGAUCCCGCUAACAUACAAUUAUACCUUCAAGCUGAGGAGUGGCGUUGUCUUCAGCAGAGUGAUAGACCUUCGGCAAAUAAUCAAACCAAAAAGUCCUUCUGUGACGAGUGCUGUUUUUCAACCUGAGAGCAACCAAGCUAUGAUCUACAUUAAGACUCCUUAUGACAAGGAUUUCCUCAAAACCAGUAAUCAACUCUUUCAAUACUACAUUUGGCGUGCAGCGGGCAGCGAAUUGACAAGGAACGUGACGGGGGAAGAGUCCCUGGUCAUCGCAGUGGAGCACCUCACCGAAGGAACUACGUAUCAAGUCAAGGUCCGAGCCAUCCCAUUCGACCUGUAUGGGGGCAGUUGGAGUGACUGGAGCAACACUGUUGAAUUUUACAUCAACUCUACUACAAAAGAGAUAGGAGAGGGGAGUGCCGAAUUUCUGCGUCAGAUGAUCACUGUGGGGAUUGUUUCCGGGAUUUUGGUCAUCGCCAUCUUCUGUGCGAUUUGUGUCACGAGAAAAAACAUCCACCAUAAGAUACGCGCGUACACCAGUUACACGCACGUACCAAGAAUUCCAUCAACCCUGUCGCCGAUUUACAAGCAGGUCAAACUGGGCUUCGCGAUGACCUUAGAACCCGAACAGUUCAGUCACAUGAACGUUCAGCCGAUGAAGAAGACGGAGGAGAGACCCGGCGAAUCGCAGGCCGCGACCGCCGAGCCCACCGCCCAGCGGGAGGACAGCGGCUUCGGGUUGGACCAGGAGCUCUCCACGUUGGGGAUGCGAUGGAGGUCGGCCAGCGACACCAGCGGCUUCACCGGGGAGUCUGCCUCCACUGCCCUCAGCGAGAGCUCUGAGGAGGAAACCUACUCCCGGCCAAACAACAGAAGUCCCUCCCCUUCGAUGGGAAUGCACGCCGCUGAAGGAAGACGGGACGCCCCGGAGUCUUCUGGUGACGGCCAGAGAGAUGCCAGCCCCGAGGUGAACGGACCCACCCAGCCCUGUAGGGACGCGGUCUAUGUCACCAUGUCCAGCUUCUAUUAUCACAAUGACCAGAGAAGUCAAUCCGACUCUGUAGUCACUGAGUAGAGCCAUUGGCGCAAUUACUCAAUUUUCCACACCGACACCCCCUGACCAAAACAUAAACCAUUGACAUUGAAGGUAACUGUGUGAGUAUGAGAGGGAGAAUUGUGUUUUUUUUUGGUUUAUUUUGAAAGAUAUAUUUUUUUUAAGAGAGUAAGUGAUUUGAUUGGUUUUGAGCACUUCAAACAACAACGUGGUAAACAUACAAGCAGCCACUAGAGAGUUUGGGGCAAUGCCAGCAUAAUGCAUUGUCAAAUGUGACUCAUCAGGUCGUGUCUGGCUGGUUCGUCCCGAGGCUAGAAGGUUUUAAUUAUUAAGUUGUGACUUGGUCGUAAAUAAUACGUCUGAGAAUGUUUUUCUUUGUACUUCACUGUUCCAUGGGUCAUACGCCCCAGGGAGAUGUUGCUCAAAAUGCUGCUGCCUGUAAUCAAUACAUGAUGUGUUUAAAGUAAGAACUAUAUGUAUAGUAUAGCCUGCCUAUUGUAUUCUAUUGAUAGGGUAUUGCUGCUUUUACAAAAUACAUCUGUCGAUAUUAAGAUAUGUACAGCUUCAGAUAAUUUUAAUGAUAUGAUUGUAUUCUUCUCUUUUACAAUAAACCAUCAAAUACA
Messenger RNA from Gadus macrocephalus (Pacific cod), 2839 nucleotides. RefSeq names its product interleukin 7 receptor (gene il7r). The coding region runs from base 891 to 2237 and encodes 448 amino acids. Gene Ontology annotation, molecular function: cytokine receptor activity; protein binding. The record is from RefSeq and is a predicted model, not a curated record. The transcript is spliced from 8 exons. Gene Ontology annotation, cellular component: external side of plasma membrane; membrane. NCBI's taxonomy places the organism in Eukaryota, Metazoa, Chordata, Actinopteri, Gadiformes, Gadidae. Gene Ontology annotation, biological process: cytokine-mediated signaling pathway; positive regulation of receptor signaling pathway via JAK-STAT; hemopoiesis.